This is a messenger RNA of Ambispora leptoticha, 1203 nucleotides long. The record is from the annotation of a GenBank genome assembly. NCBI's taxonomy places the organism in Eukaryota, Fungi, Glomeromycota, Glomeromycetes, Archaeosporales, Ambisporaceae.
AUGCAGUCAUAUCUUUGUCUUCGCCACCUUAGGGAUAUACCUCUACGAUCGCCGCAUCCAUCGUUAUCGUACUUUUCAACAAAUUUUUCAGUGAGAUGUUAUUCAGGAUAUGCUACCAAUACCGUUACCUCCGCUUCAUAUAACCACCAAAGAUUUUACAGCGACAAAAAUAUUCGAGUAAGCGAUUUUAGAAGUGAUACUGUAACGUAUCCGACUGAUGAAAUGAUUGAUGCUAUGCGUAUGGCAUCAAGAGGUGAUGAUCUAUAUAACGAGGAUAAGACGACUAAAGAACUUGAAGCAUAUGUUGCCGAAUUAACAGGCCACGAAGCUGGGUUAUUUGCUGUAUCAGCCACUAUGGCAAAUCAACUCGCCAUUCGAACGCAUCUUACGCGACCACCACAUUCCGUUCUGCUAGACUUCCAUUCGCACAUCUACAAAUACGAAGCAGGUGGAUUAGCAUCCCAUUCUCAAGCACUAGCAAUCCCCAUCAAUCCCCUGAACAAAAGUCACUUAACCGCCCAAGAGAUAAAAUCAAACUUGAUUUCGAGUGACGACAUUCAUCAUGCUCCGACGCAUUUGGUUUGCCUAGAGAAUACACUCGACGGGGUUAUUUUUCCUUUUUCGGAGAUUGUGCAAAUCUCGAGAAUUGCACGUGAACGAGGGGUCAAAUUGCACUUGGAUGGGGCACGGUUAUGGAAUGCGUCAGCGGAAAAGGAAAUUUCGUUGAAGCAAUAUGGUCAAUAUUUUGAUUCGAUAACGUUGUGCUUGUCGAAAAGUAUUGGCGCGCCGAUUGGCUCGAUAUUGGUUGGGGAUCAAAAGUUUAUCGAUAAAGCGCGUCAUUUUCGGAAGCAGUUUGGUGGCGGUUGGCGUCAAUCAGGGUUACUAGCUGCUGCCGCAAAUUUUGCGAUCCGAAAAAGUUAUCCUGAUCUAAUAAAAGAGACACACACACUGGCACGUCAUCUCGCCAAUGGACUUCAAAGUCACGGUAUCCUUAUACUGAAACCAGUCGAUACAAACAUGGUUUUUAUCGACGUUAAGCCUAUCAAUUUAUCAAUUACACGAUUGAUGACAAAACUAAUGGAACACGACAUUUUGAUUGAAAAUAGCCCGGGAACCAUCACAAGAUUAGUGUUGCAUUAUCAAAUUACACGAGAAGCUAUCGAUAAAUUUCUCUGGAUUGUUGGUGAAUUGAUAACUGAAUAA